CCGGAAUCAGCUGUCAAAGAAAGUAGCGACACAAGUGUAAGCAACGGAUUUGGAAAGAGAGAUGUCAAGAGCAUGUGAACAACACUAAAUGCUUGCUUGUGUGCUUUGAUUUAAUACAUCCGUGAAGAUGCCUGUGGUGUCAUCUGGGGUCAAGGAGCUGUACCUGUCCACAUCUCUGGGUGACCUCAACAAAAAGGCUGAAGUCAAGCCAGACAAGAUAAGCACCAGAAGCUAUGUACAGAGUGCCUGUAAAAUCUUCAAGGCGGCAGAGGAGUGUCGUCUGGACAGAGAUGAGGAGAAAGCUUAUGUCUUUUACAUGAAAUAUUUAACAGUACAUGAUCUCAUCAAGAAAAGACCAGACUUCAAGCAGCAACAGGAGUAUUAUGUGUCUAUGCUCGGACCAACCAGCUUUAAGAAAGCCAUUGAAGAAGCUGAAAAACUCUCAGAAAGUCUCAAACUCAGGUACGAGGAAGUUGAGGUUCGAAAAAAGCUUGAAGAGAAGGAGAGACAAGAGGAAAAGAAGAAGAAGGAGGAAAUAACUGAGAAAGAUGGUGGUCGAGCCUCUCCUAAGAGAUUGUCAGCAAACAAGAAGGACAGCAAGAGGGUGAAAGGAGAGCAGAAUGAGUUGAAAAGCACACCCUCAAAAGCACUACCAGGACCUGCUGGAGGUAUCACCGCCGAGAAACUUUUCCACAUGAUGAAGGAACAGACAAUAACAGUCAUAGUGAUGGAUGCCCGUAGCCACAGAGACUUUGAGGACUCUCACAUUCAGGUCCCAGCCCAGAUCUGCAUUAGUGUGCCUGAGGAAACCAUCACCCCUGGAAUCACUGUGAAUCAGAUUGAAGUGAAGCUGCCGGAGGUGUCCAAAGAGCAAUGGAGACGACGAGGAUUUGUGGACUACAUAGUCCUAUUGGACUGGUUCAGCUCCAUUUGUGAUCUCAAACUGGGCACCACCCUGCAGAGCCUCAAAGAUGCCCUCUACAAGUGGGACAGCAUCACCAUCCUGCGCAGUGAGCCCUUGGUGCUAGAAGGAGGCUAUGAAAACUGGCUGCUGUUCUACCCCAUGUUUACCACUAAUGCUAAAGUGCGGCCCCCAAGACAGAACAUCACUAACACCCUCCCUCAGUUAAACUUCAGUUACCCAUCCCUAGAGGAACCAAAGCCUCCAAUUCCACCUGAACCAGAGCCUGAGUCUGCCCUUGAGCCCCAGGUCCCUUCAGCCUCUCCGCAGGUGAAUGGGGUCGCUCCAACAGAGCAGUCCAUCCCAGAAACCUCCAUGGUAGCAGAAAGAUUGCCAGACGCCAUAGAUUCUCCUACCACAGGCUCCACAAAGUCUGGGCUGGAUCUAUCCAAGAAGGUCCCCAUGACGGGUGCACCUAGCCAGUCAGCUGCAACAACCAAAGUCAUCCCACAGAUUGACCGCACCAAGAAGCCCUCUUUGCAGGUGUCAGACGAGGCCAAGCCAAGCCAAAAUGGUCAAGCCAAGGAUCCAACCCAGAAUGGCCCAUUUGUCCCAGACCGCUCGUCUAAACCGCCCUUGAAUCCCAGCACCUCACUGUCUCAAGAGGAACAGAGCCAGAUUCACUCUGAGGCAGCUGCUCUGAUGGAGAAGGCAAGACAGGAGCAGGAGAAACGCAUCCAGGAGCGCCGUGCUGAGGAGGAGCGGCGAGAGAAGGAUGCAAAGGAAAGGCUUGAAAGGGAGGACAGUGAAAGGAGGAAGAAGGAAGAGGAGGAAAAGGGACAUCGGGAGAGAAAGAGACUGGAAAGACAGAAGGCAGAAAAGGAGGAGGAGGACGAGGAGGAGGAGAAGCAGAACAAGGUUGGGGGUGAGAAGGCGAAGAGGGGUAGAGAACAGAACUCUGACACACCUUCCAAAAGUGUGUCGAUGGACUCACCUGUUCCCCACCACAUUGUCAAUGAAAUCAAGAGAGAACCGCUUACCAGAGCCAGGAGUGAGGAGAUGGGAAGGAGUGUGCCAGGCUUGCCAGAGGGCUGGAUGAAGUUCCUGGACACAGUGACGGGUACCUACCGGUAUUACCAUUCCCCAACCAACCGUGUCCACCUGUACCCUCCUGAGGUAUCCAUUCCUCAGACUCCUCCCUCCACGCCGCCCACAUCCAAACAGAAGCCACCACGAACAGCGGAGCCAGACCCUAACCGAGAGCGGGAGCAGGAACAGUCCAAACUCAAACGCUCAUAUUCCUCGCCAGAUAUCAGUCAGGACCUCAGAGAGGAGGCCCAGAGGAAGGCUACUGCCCCCACCACUGCUUCCAUACCCACGAUUAACAGAGAGACCAAACCUGCCAGUGCUAAAGUCUACACUAAAGUGGAGAUUGCUCGACCAUCGGCUGCCAAAAUUCGCAACCUGAACCCCAUUUUUGGGGGUCUGGGUGCCUCUCUAACCGGCCUGCGUAAUAUGGGCAACACAUGCUAUAUGAACUCCAUCUUGCAGUGUCUAUGUAACACUACUUCCAUGGCUGACUAUUUCAACAAGAACUAUUACCUGGAGGACAUCAACAGGGCCAACAUCCUGGGUCACAAGGGGGAGGUGGCAGAGGAGUUUGGUGUGAUUAUGAAGGCCCUGUGGUCAGGUCUUUACAAGUUCAUCAGUCCACGGGACUUCAAGAUCACCAUCGGCAAAAUCAAUGAUCAGUUCUGUAGUUAUGACCAGCAGGACUCUCAGGAGCUGCUGCUGUUCCUGAUGGAUGGCCUGCAUGAAGACCUCAAUAAGGCGGACAACAGGAAACGUUACAAGGAAGAGGACAACGACCACCUGGAUGACCAGCAGGCAGCAGACCUGGCCUGGAGCAAACACAAGCUGCUUAAUGAGUCCAUUAUUGUAGCACUGUUUCAGGGACAGUUUAAGUCCACAGUACAGUGUCUCACCUGCCACCGCAAGUCACGCACCUUUGAGACCUUCAUGUACCUGUCCCUGCCCUUGGCCUCGACCAGCAAGUGCUCCCUGCAGGACUGCCUGAAGCUAUUCUCCAAGGAGGAGAGGCUGACUGACAACAACAAGGUGUUCUGCAGACACUGCAAGGCCCAUCGUGACUCCACAAAGAAAUUGGAGAUCUGGAAGGUCCCCCCCAUUGUCCUGGUGCACUUAAAACGAUUCUCCUACGAGGGCCGAUGGAAGCAGAAGCUGCAGACAACUGUAGACUUCCCCCUCGACAGUCUGGACCUGACCCAGUAUGUCAUUGGACCCAGGCAAAACCUUAAGAGAUACAGCCUUUAUGGAGUUUCUAAUCACUACGGGGGAUUGGAUGGAGGCCAUUACACAGCCUACUGUAAGAAUGCCCAUAAACAGCGCUGGUUCAAGUUCGAUGACCAUGAGGUGUCUGAAAUCUCCACGUCUUCUGUCAAGUCCUCUGCUGCCUACAUCUUGUUUUAUUCUUCUCUGUGACGGUGCCAGGAACCAUGGGACACAGGAUGACAUACUACACUAUUGCAGCAAUGCUCAAGGCUAUAAGCUGUAAUAUUAUCGCAAUUCUGAGGACCUGUUAUUGAAGGUUACAGAGCUAGACAUAAAUGCGUUGACCUGUGGGCACGUGUAUGUUUGACCAGAGUGUGCUUGACUAAGUCGGUAUGAAAUCCAGCCUGUUCCUGGAGUUGAGAAUGAUGCAGGCACUACCCAAUGCUUCAGCUACUCCAGGAUCUCAUAGCUGUUAAAACAUGCCGUUUAUUCAUAGUACUGAUCAUUAAGCAAUCCACUGAGACUAAGAGAUACUCUUAUUAACAACUUAGAUACCCUAACAGUUGUGUGUGGUAGGAUUGGACGCUGGUUCAGAUGCUCCUUAAUUUCUUGUUUCUCUUUCACUUUGUGGACAGCCUAUACUUGCGGAUCUGGUCUUUAGUUUCUCUGUAUGGUGGCUAAAAGUUAGAUGGCUUAUACAUACCCUACCAAUUGCUGAUAUUGCACAUUUAACAUGUACAUAUAUGUGAAGGCAAGGUUUUCAUCUGUAAAGUGACCAAAAAACUUUUUUUUUUUUAGUGUAGCGGCCAUCUUGCUAACACCAUGUUUAUGAAGACGAAGUAUUUGAGUUUAGGGUGUUCUUUUUCUUGUUUUGUUUUGUUUUGUUUUGUUUUUUGUGCUCUUAAAGGAGGUAGAAGAGGCUGCCUAAUGUCAGUAUGGAUUUUGUUCCCUCUUGGAGUGAAUUGAGCUCAUGCUUGUUUUUAUUAGCCACAUUCUGUAUGAAUAUCUAUGACACACUUGCCCAAAAUGCAACAGUUUCAAGACAUUUGGUUAGAACAUGUUGUAUGAAGCAGACUGUAAUGCUUAAGAAGAGUUAAACCUUUCGACUUAUGUCAAUGCUGAAAACUUGUUAAUCUCACUUGUUCUGUGCACCGAGGGUCAGUUUUUCUAAAUUAUCAGGUGAACUAACUGUUAUCGGGACUAUGAUUACUUUUAACACUCAGUACCCACCUGAGAGAAAAGGGCCGGCCCAGUUGUAUGGAAGCUGACUGACUGUCCCAGACCACAGCAAGCACAAAUUAUAAUUAGAGUAUUCCCCUGAGAAGCAACAGAUGAGAGGUCACAUGAUAAAACACUCUACUGACCAAGUAUAACAUUUCCCUGUCAAGCAUGAGAUCAUAUUGUAUUUUUCUUGUAAAUGUUGAUUUUAUUUCCUAAUGCUCUAAAAUUGUUCUUAUAUAACAAUUAUAUUAACCUUAGAUAACUCAUUACUAUUCCCAUUUAAUAAAUCUGCU
Messenger RNA from Lampris incognitus (smalleye Pacific opah), 4707 nucleotides. Its product is annotated as ubiquitin carboxyl-terminal hydrolase 8-like. NCBI's taxonomy places the organism in Eukaryota, Metazoa, Chordata, Actinopteri, Lampriformes, Lampridae. Gene Ontology annotation, molecular function: cysteine-type deubiquitinase activity. Bases 128 to 3403 code for a protein of 1091 amino acids. Gene Ontology annotation, cellular component: postsynaptic density; dendritic spine; extrinsic component of plasma membrane. The record is from RefSeq and is a predicted model, not a curated record. Gene Ontology annotation, biological process: protein K48-linked deubiquitination; endosome organization; Ras protein signal transduction. The transcript is spliced from 19 exons.